UGUGUGGCUCCGCAGCAGCCGCCAUGAGCCAAACCGAGCGCAAGCCGUGGAACAAAGGACAGCCCCCCAGCUCCGACAGAAAAGAAGCUGCGACGGCCACUCGAGGCAAAAAGAGAGUCAAAGAGUACCGAAAAAUAGAAUGCCGGCCCAGAAACCGCUAAGAAAUCCACCUGGGCGCCUUUCGUGGCCCUUUUUCUGGUGCAAGCAAAACGACUGGCCGUCAGCAGCCGCGUUCCACCAGGCGGGCGCCUACUUGGGCCUGCUCGUCCUACUCCCCUCGCCUAUCCCCAGCAUAGAGCCUCAUCUGCUGACACGCCCCCGUCGAGAGCCUCAAUGUUUGGCAUCCAAUCGGUACCUUGCAUGCGGCCUGAAGAUGGGUCCCCAGAUUCCUUGCGGUCAAGUGACCCCCAAGUCUAUUCACCUCCACCUUCACCGCUCCAAGAUUUUCUCCUUAAGAUUCAUUGUUGCAUUGUUCGCGCGUUGGCGGGGGGUUUCCUAUUGUUGUCCUAUUGUCGGUGCAUGGCCACCUUCUUUCUAAUCGCUUAAUCUUUCGCCCUCUCCCUCUUUCUCUCUCUUUCUCCAUAACCGCAAACUUCUCUUGCUAUAUCUCUGGCAGAUAUUCUUGUCCAUAUUACUACGCCCUUUCAUU
Molecule: messenger RNA, 649 nt
Organism: Westerdykella ornata
Lineage: Eukaryota; Fungi; Ascomycota; Dothideomycetes; Pleosporales; Sporormiaceae
Exons: 2
Coding region: 140-538 (132 amino acids)
Source: RefSeq, a predicted model, not a curated record